AUCAACCUUCAAAAAUUCAGACCACAAUGCAAAUUCAAGAAUCACAUCCGUAUUCAUUUGAAUUUUUGCAUGAAAAUAACUCGAUUCGUUUUGAUGAGAAACUCUUAGAUCCACAUUUUAAUGAGGUCAAAUACAAUGCGUCAUAUGCAUUCGGAACUGAUUAUAGAUGUUAUAAACCGAUAACUGACACGGAGAUAGGUUUAUCAUCAAUCCCUGAAGAUUAUUGUAUUAUAUGUUAUGAUGUUAAUGAAUUGAUAAUCGACACAGAAAUUGGUUUAUCUUGUGAUGGUAACAUUGAAAAGACGACUAGCUCAUCUGAUAUUAGUUUUAUCAAUUGUAAUAAAAAUCUAAAUUACGAAUAUUCAGAUGUCUUCUCUAAAAUUAUGGGUCCUUAUG
Acaulospora morrowiae is the source of this 396-nucleotide messenger RNA. NCBI's taxonomy places the organism in Eukaryota, Fungi, Glomeromycota, Glomeromycetes, Diversisporales, Acaulosporaceae. The record is from the annotation of a GenBank genome assembly.